AUGGCCUCGGUCAAUUCAAUAUCGUCUGAGAAAGACCAUGAUGAGGAGCGUGACAUCAUGCAUGACGAUGUGAUUGAGGAUGAGGAGCAUGAAGACCUCAGUGUGGAAUUGGAUGCAUCUCAGCGGGAACACCUCGAAUAUUGCCAGCGAUUAGAUGAUUUCCUUCACCCCCUGUCUUUGGAAGAGGGCGUGUUGUACAGAUUGGCGCGUCGCUUUUCCGGCACAUACCGCCAUUUGGCCCUGACAUCGGAUCAACAGUUUUUGCCAACUCCCGUGACCCAGCUACCGACAGGAGAAGAGACAGGUCGCUAUCUAGCAAUUGAUGUGGGUGGAAGUAACUUGCGGGUUGCUUUUAUUGAGUUGCUGGGCGAGGUUGAUGAUUCUGAUGCAUCCGCGGAUGCGUCAGAGAGGUCGCGCGACACCAUUCGCAAGGCUCAGCGUCAACGGGUCAAAAGAACAUUGGAGCGAGCAUGGCCCAUUCAGGAGCAUUUGAAAAUGGACAAGGCUGAAGACCUGUUUGCUUGGAUUGGUGAUUGCAUUGCUGAGGUGGUGGCAGAAAGUCUCACUUCGGAUGCAACCAGGAAAGACAUCCCUGCGGAACUAGAUAUGGGAAUUACCUUUAGUUUCCCCAUUAUGCAAGAAUCCCUUGCGGAAGCUACAUUGAUGCCCAUGGGUAAGGGCUUCGCCAUCUCAUCAAAUCUCAACCUGCGCGACAUUCUCCUGAACGGUUAUGAAAAACACACAAGACGACCCGAUGAUGAAGAGGAGCCUUCUUCCAAGCGUCGAAAGCUAUUUGCCUUGCCCAAACUAAAGAUCCAAGCCAUCACUAACGACACAGUUGCGACGCUGGCUUCACUCGCUUAUGCGGUCAAAUCGUUACCAAACAGUCGAGUCGCUAUGGGAAUUAUUGUUGGAACGGGUUGCAAUGCAACAAUUCCGAUGAAGCUUAGUGAGCUGCAUGAAUCCAAGGCAAAGAGCGUCAACGCAAUGGAGCCGGGAGCCACAGAGACUAUUGUCAACACCGAGUGGACCAUCUCCGGUGCUGCCCCGCCACUCACCGAACUGGCAAUCACUACUAAGUGGGAUGUCGAAUUGGAUAAGGCAUGCGCACGCCCUGGCUUCCAGCCAUUCGAAUACAUGACGGGAGGACGAUAUAUAGGCGAAUUGAUUCGCUUAAUUCUGUUUGACUAUCUCACCACCGUGACAGGCCUAUCGAAACGAAUCCUGCCCGCCAACCUCGUUCAAGAAUAUGCUCUUACUACCUCUUAUAUUUCCGACAAUGUAGCCCGAGCCCGAUCUGACCAAAAUCUUGCGGAGGAACUGAACCAAUCUCUGCCGCCCCCAGAGAGCAGCGACUGGCAUUGGGAUGCCCGUACAGCCGGUGCAUUCCGCCGAAUCGCUCGCGCGGUACAAAGACGAUCCGCUGGACUGAUUGCCGCCGCCGUCAUUGGACUAUUAGCAUGCUGCCGCGAAAUUGAGCUGAAGGAAGACAGCAAUGUCAACACCCCGGAAAACGCAGCCUCGCCACAAAGUAAUGGCGAUGUCUCCGCUGUCGUUACUGCUGCUGCCGCCAGCGUGGAACCAGCUACCGUCGGCCACAGUAUUCAUGGACAUGUUGUCCCAGUUCUACAGCCCACCCCGGUAGAUUGGCAAUUCGGUCCCGAAGAGCUGGUUGUAGCGUACACUGGAGGGAUUAUCCAACACUACCCACAAUUCAAAGAAAUGUGCCAGCAACAUAUCGACCGCCUAAUUAUGCGAACUGGUCCACAGAGGGGAGGCAAGUCAGUUUUCUUACGAGAGGCUUCCGAUGGUGGUGUUAUCGGCGCAGGAGUUUUAGCCGGUAUGGUUGUUAGCAAGUAA
This is a messenger RNA of Penicillium pulvis, 1860 nucleotides long. RefSeq names its product hexokinase family protein. The transcript has 2 exons. Gene Ontology annotation, molecular function: mannokinase activity; ATP binding; glucokinase activity. Gene Ontology annotation, biological process: glycolytic process; intracellular glucose homeostasis; glucose 6-phosphate metabolic process. The coding region runs from base 1 to 1860 and encodes 619 amino acids. The record is from RefSeq and is a predicted model, not a curated record. Gene Ontology annotation, cellular component: mitochondrion; cytosol. Lineage: Eukaryota; Fungi; Ascomycota; Eurotiomycetes; Eurotiales; Aspergillaceae.